Molecule: messenger RNA, 918 nt
Organism: Colletotrichum truncatum
Lineage: Eukaryota; Fungi; Ascomycota; Sordariomycetes; Glomerellales; Glomerellaceae
Product: short-chain dehydrogenase
Source: RefSeq, a predicted model, not a curated record
AUGAGCCUUCCCGCACUUGAAAAAUACCACAAGGAGCCUUACCCUGGUAUUUCUCCUACUCGUCCCGAGCUCAGCCAGGCCAACAAGAAUGUGGUAGUGUCCGGCGGAAGCUCGGGCAUUGGCCUCGCCAUUGCCCGCGCCUUCAUACUCGCAGGUGCCAACCGUGUCAUCAUCCUUGGUCGCCGCCGCGAUGUUGCUGAGGCUGCAGCAGCCACUCUCAACAAUGAAUCAGGACGCGAGGCGGCCAAGGCCAUGGUUCUCGAUGCGCAUAGCACGUCGGAUGUCGAGUCCCUCUGGUCUAGUCUUGCGGCCGAAGGAAUUUACAUUGACGUGUUAGUCCUGAGCGCGGCCACCUGGGGGAGGAAGUCUCCCAUUCUCCAGAGCACGCUAGAAGAGACCUGGAGCGACUUCGAGGCCAAUGUGCGAUCGCCUCUGGCCAUGACUCUUGGCUUUUCUAAACAGAGCACUGGGAAAGGCAAAAAGUGGUCUUCCAAGUAUCUGGUCAAUGUCUCCACCAUCGCGACGUACAUGUGGACAACGAUGGGACCAGACCGUCCUACAUAUGGCCUGACGAAGAACGCCGGGACCGCCCUGUUUCAGCAAAUCGCCAAAGACACCAGCCCGGACGACAUGCAAGUCGUGAGCUACCAUCCUGGUGGCGUCUUGACUGAGUCGGCACGGAAGGAGGGUUACGCCGAUAGGGGAUUCAACUUUGACGAUGAAAAAUUGCCGGGCCAUUUUGCCGUAUGGGCAGCAAGCCCCGAAGCCGCUUUCUUACACGGCCGCUUUGUGUGGGCUAACUGGGACGUGCAAGAGUUGGGAACUGGUGUGGUUGGCAAGCGACUUCGGGAAGAUGAGCAUUUUCUCAAGGUCGGCAUCGAAGGACUCUCGGAAAAAGACGGAGGCGUGAGAUUCUGA